Hyla sarda is the source of this 2444-nucleotide messenger RNA. It is a transcript of the gene ACVR1C, whose product is annotated as activin A receptor type 1C. Gene Ontology annotation, cellular component: activin receptor complex; plasma membrane. Gene Ontology annotation, biological process: cellular response to growth factor stimulus; protein phosphorylation; nervous system development. Gene Ontology annotation, molecular function: ATP binding; activin receptor activity, type I. The record is from RefSeq and is a predicted model, not a curated record. Bases 138 to 1634 code for a protein of 498 amino acids. Lineage: Eukaryota; Metazoa; Chordata; Amphibia; Anura; Hylidae. The transcript has 9 exons.
CCGCAGGAUGUGAUCACAGUGUGGACAGUGCCCGGGAGCUCCACUCCUGCUGCUGCCCGGCGUCCACACUCUCAGCUCGGACAUCUCCUCCGACCCAGCCGGGGAAGGCAACAACCGCCUGCAGAUGCGUGUGCACCAUGCUGAGCUCCGGGCUCCCCCCGCCGCCCCGGACCACGGCGCUACUCCUGCUGCUGCUGGGAGCGGCCACACUGUGCACAGGUCUCAAGUGCGUAUGUCUGAUCUGUGAGAGCACCAACUACACCUGCCAAACAGAAGGAGCGUGCUGGACAUCGGUGAUGUUUGCCGAUGGCAAAGAACAAGUCACCAAGUCGUGUAUUUCUCUUCUGGAGCUGAAGGCUCAGGUUUACUGUCACAGCUCCAACAACAUCACCAGGACAGAGUGCUGCCACUCCGACUUCUGCAACAAUGUAACACUCCGCUUACCUGCAGUCUCUACCAGCCCAUCCCAGUUUGGCCAUGUGGAACUGUGGUUGUUGGUCACCAUUCCAAUAUGUGUCCUGGCAAUAGCCAUAAUGCUAACAGUGUACACCUGUCAGAGGCGCUACUGUGCCUACAAGAGGACCCGGCGGCAGUGCAUUGAAGAACCCUUAACGGACUGUAACUUAGACUCAGAUGGGAAAUGCUUGAAGGAUCUUAUAUAUGAUAUGUCAACAUCAGGAUCUGGAUCUGGAUCUGGUUUACCUUUGCUUGUCCAGAGAACCAUAGCAAGAACAGUUAUAAUACAGGAAGUGGUUGGCAAAGGACGAUUUGGAGAGGUUUGGAGGGGAAAAUGGUGCGGAGAAGAUGUUGCUGUUAAGAUUUUCUCCUCUCGAGAUGAAAGAUCCUGGUUCCGUGAAGCGGAAAUUUAUCAGACUGUGAUGCUAAGACAUGAAAAUAUCCUUGGAUUUAUAGCUGCUGACAACAAAGAUAUUGGCACUUGGACCCAGCUCUGGCUUGUGUCUGAAUACCAUGAACAGGGCUCACUCUAUGAUUACCUGAUUCGCAACACAGUAACUAUCGGGGGAAUGAUGAAAUUAGCGUUAUCCAUUGUCAGUGGUCUGGCUCAUCUUCAUAUGGAAAUAGUAGGAACUCGAGGUAAACCCGCUAUUGCACACAGGGAUCUCAAAUCCAAAAAUAUUCUGGUGAAGAAGAAUGAGACAUGCGCCAUCGCUGAUUUAGGACUGGCAGUGAAACACGAUUCCAUUACAAACACCAUAGACAUCCCGCAAAAUCCAAGAGUGGGGACCAAAAGGUACAUGGCUCCGGAAUUACUUGAUGAUUCGAUAAACAUGUACCACUUUGAGUCAUUCAAAUGCGCAGACAUCUACUCCCUGGGCUUAGUAUAUUGGGAAAUAGCCCGGAGAUGUUCUGUGGGAGGCAUUGUGGAUGAAUACCAGUUGCCUUACUACGAUAUGGUGCCUUCUGAUCCUUCUUUGGAUGAUAUGAGAAAAGUUGUUUGUGACCAAAAAUUACGACCCAGCAUACCGAACCAGUGGCAAAGCUUUGAGGCUCUCAGAGUGAUGGGCAGGAUCAUGAGAGAAUGUUGGUAUGCCAAUGGCAAGGCUCGGUUGACCGCGCUGAGAAUAAAGAAGACCCUCUCCCAGUUGUGCGUGGAGGAAGAUUUCAAGCUGUAAUUCGGUUGCUUUGAAACCGCGACAAUCACAAGACAUGGGGGAUGGGGGGUUGUUUGUAGUUGUGUUUGCUCUACCUCAAAAGUAACAAGUGCCAGACUGGAGAUGUGAAGAUAAAUGGACUCUUGGUUUGUGGUGAUUUGUAGAUGACAGAGCUGAUGUAUUGGUCCUUUGGAUGGGGUCCACUGUAUAAAAAUAACCAAUGGAAGCAGGGCCGCUGUUGGCACAUGGGUUUGGGAAUCUGUGGCAAUCAUGCUUUACCCUUGUCCAGCCCAGGCUGGGGUAACCAGUGGGCCCACUGUGGUUUUGGUGCUCAUGGCGCAUACAUCUAGUAUUGGCCCAGAUUGAAAGGCCACACAGCCGUAAGCACCUGCUUGCUAAGAUAUCAUAUAUGUAUAUAUACAAAGACAAAAUACGUUAUUUGAAAGACAGUAUAAGCUUAUAAACAUUUAAAAUAUUUCAUUUUUUUAAAAACAGAUUUUAAAUGUCCAGGUCAAAGAAAUCUGCCGGUGUAUAGAUGGAGAGAUACAGAGUUAUUUAACAUAGGAUGUUGAUUUAACAUUUGUUUUUGACUGUUUUGUCUAAGGGAACAGGUUUUGCUCAUGCUACUUAUUGUGUUAAGCUUUAUUACUGUAUGUUAUAUUCCAAAUGGAAGUAUAAAAAAGUAAGAUAUAUAUUUAUAUGCAGUAGAUAUAUAUUUUGUGUAUUCAAAAUGGUUGUUGGUACAUUCCAUGAAAGCUCUUGUUACAAACAGCAGUUAGGAAGGUCAUGUAACGUUCAACGUCACAUGUAACAUUUUUGGGGAACAAAAUG